This is a messenger RNA of Doryrhamphus excisus (bluestripe pipefish), 3461 nucleotides long. It is a transcript of the gene mpp2b, whose product is annotated as MAGUK p55 scaffold protein 2b. The record is from RefSeq and is a predicted model, not a curated record. NCBI's taxonomy places the organism in Eukaryota, Metazoa, Chordata, Actinopteri, Syngnathiformes, Syngnathidae. Gene Ontology annotation, molecular function: protein binding.
GCAGCAGAAUUCUCUAUGUAUUGCAGUUUAUUGAGACGUAGCAGCUGAACAUUUAGUACAGGGGGUGGUCCAAAGUGCGGCUCGGGGGCCAUUUGCGGUCCGCGACUGCUUUUUGACCGGCCAUCAGCACAUUUAAAAAUAUAAUUAAUGAAUAAAAUAAGAAAAACAAAAGGAAACAAAUAAAGAUAAAUAUUAAGAGAGUAAACUAGUAAUAUUAAGGUGAAAAAUACCAUAACUGGCCAAUAAAAUCGGAAUUUACUGUUUAAGAAUCUCUCAGAAAUUCUCUCAGAAAAGCCCCCUCCCGCCUAAACAGUUUGAAAUGGUGAUAAAAACGAGCAAAUUUUGGCAGAAUGAGUGUGAAUGGAUGCCAGCAGGGGUUAUCUUCCAGGUAGUUUAGCAUGCUCAUGCGGUUGUGUGUGUAUGGAUGUUGUCAUCAUGAGGAGAAGGAAGUGUGGGGAAGUAUUUCCUGUGCGGUUGAUUCAGUGCUGGUUGAUCCCGUUGGAAAAGUUAGCCAUAUUACAUCCGUUUGUCCUUUGAUGUAUUGCAUAAAUAAGUAAUCAUGAUUUUAGCGUUAAAUUAAGCAACAUAUUUGUCACCUAUAUACUUUACAUACACUCCCUUCACAGCAUGUGCGGAUGCCACAACGAUGAACGUCCCCGCGCUCCUUCUGCCUUGGCAAGGCUGAAUGUUUCUGUUCCGUCUGAUGUCACCUCAGCAAAGGUUUAUUGCUCAUUUAUGAUUCUUCUCCUUUCUCGCCGCCUCCUCGACCAAUCUCCUUCUCACAAGCCAGCCCACUGCGACUCAUCUCCCCCAACUUAACCCUCACAGGGACGCCUUGAGCAACAUUGUCCAGCCUCCUUUUCGCUCUCUUCCUCCACCUGGAGUAAGCAUCACACUUCCUAUUUUCUUCCCCACUCCCCUUUUAUGUGUGUCACUCUCUCUCUUUUCUGGCUCCCUCUACUCGUGCACACAAGCGUGUCGUCUGCAUUCAUUCAUGCGGAGGACAUCGGGGCACAGCACAUACACAAUUACGUCAAGAGCAGGUGGAGCGGCAGGAAAGAGCCAGGAGCUCUUUGGCAGGACGACGAGGACUGGGAAGAGCUCUUACUCCACCUUACACACACUUUUGGGUGUGUUGCCGUAUAUGUGUGUGUGUGUGUGUGUGGACGCGCUGUAGUGAGGUGUUGGUCACCAUGGCUGGCAGUCUGUUUGGAAGACUCUCCCUUGAGGAGGGGGACUCAGCCUACUCCCUGGAGGGCCUGGAGAUGAAGAUAGGGGGAGAAGCCAUGCAUCAGGCCUUGGACACGCUGAGUGACAGCAUCAGCUCCACCACCGCCAAUGACCUGGACCUCAUCUUCCUCAAAGGCAUCAUGGAGAGCCCAGUGGCACACGAGCGCUUUGAGGAGCCCAAGCUCGAGGCAGUGAGGGAGAACAACGUGGAGCUGGUCCAGGACAUCCUCAAGGAGCUCAAUCCGUUGGCACACAGGAACCACGCAGCCGAUGAGUUAGUCCGCAUCCUAAAGGAGCCCCACUUUCAGUCUCUCCUGGAGACCCAUGACUCUGUAGCAUCCAAAAACUACGAGACUCCUCCCCCGAGUCCUUGUGCCUUCAUGGACGCAGCCCUCAACAACCAACCUGUGCCGCCCGACGCCGUUAGGAUGGUGGGCAUUCGAAAGGUGUCUGGCGAGCACCUGGGAGUGACGUUUCGAGUGGAGAGCGGUGAGCUGGUGAUCGCCCGAAUCCUCCACGGCGGCAUGAUUGACCAGCAGGGUCUGCUCCACGUGGGCGACAUCAUUAAGGAGGUGAACGGCAAGGAGGUGGGGAACGAUCCCAAAGUGCUGCAGGAGAUGCUGAAGGAGGCGAGCGGCAGCGUGGUACUGAAGAUCCUGCCCAGCUACCAGGAGCCGCACACACCCAGACAGGCCUUUGUCAAGUGUCACUUUGACUACGACCCAUCCCACGAUAAUCUGAUUCCCUGCAAAGAGGCAGGACUUAGCUUCUGCAGUGGCGACAUUCUGCAAAUAUUCAACCAGGAAGACCUCAACUGGUGGCAGGCCUGCCACAUCCAGGGAGGGAGUGCAGGUUUAAUUCCAAGUCAGCUCCUGGAGGAGAAGAGAAAAGCCUUCGUGAAAAGAGAUCUGGAGCUUGUUACCACAGGUCCUCUCUGUGCUGGAAUGGGUGGCAAGAAGAAGAAGAAGAUGAUGUAUUUAACCACCAAGAACGCAGAAUUUGAUCGCCACGAGCUGCGGAUCUAUGAGGAGGUUGCCAAGGUGCCGCCAUUCAGGAGAAAGACAUUGGUCCUGAUUGGCGCCCAGGGCGUUGGCCGCCGCAGUCUAAAGAACAAGCUGCUGGUGUUGGAUCCCCAGCGCUACGGCACCACCAUCCCUUUUACCUCCAGGAAGCCGAAGGUGGACGAGAGGGACUGUCAGAUGUACUCCUUCAUGACACGCGGUGAGAUGGAGUGUGACAUCAAAAACGGACGCUUCUUGGAACACGGCGAGUACGACGGGAACUUGUAUGGCACGAAAAUUAACUCCAUACACGAGGUGACAGAAACGGGAAAGAUCUGCAUCCUGGAUGUGAACCCCCAGGCUCUCAAAGUCCUGCGGACGUCGGAGUUCUUGCCCUACGUUGUUUUCAUCGAGGCGCCUGAUUUUGAGGUCCUCAAAGCCAUGAACAGGUCAGCAAUAGAAUCGGGCGUGGUCACUAAGCAGCUAACGGACUCCGAGCUCAAGAGGACGGUGGACGAGAGCGAGCGCAUCAAGAGGGCGUACGGACAUUACUUUGACCUCUGUAUCGUAAACGACGGUCUCGAGGUAACGUUUCGAAGUUUACGGGCCGCCAUGGAAAAACUGUUCAACGAGCAACAGUGGGUGCCUGUCAGCUGGGUGUUUUGAGUCUCGGAGCAGACCAAAGGAUGGAUGGAGAAUGGUGGACGGUUCGAUCCCCCGCGCUGCCAUCCAAGUGGGUGUCUUUGAUGUCGUAUUUAAUUUUGUAAUUUUGUUGCUAUUGAAACGGUUCUGGAGUUGACGAUGGGGUACAGUGCAAUCGUGGGAGUGGGACGUGCUUCUUCCAAACAUGGAAUAGAUGUAGAGUGGGGAUGGGCAUAACAAGCCUUUCGAUCUUUGUUUGGAUAACUGUGACGAUUCCGUUGGUGAUCCUGUCUUGAACAAGUUGAGGCAAAAUUAGAUGCACGACUUGACUUGGUAAUGGUAAUGGUAAUGGUAAUGGUAAUGGUAAUGGUUUAAUUUCAUUUCAACAUGCAUCAGAUUCCAAUUGAGUACAUCCCAUAAUCAGUUCCCAGUUCCACAUGUCCAAAAGGAGUAGGAAGAAGCAAAGCUUAUUAAAUCCUACCCCUCCAUCUGGUACUUUUACAAUCAGUAACUGUUACAUUUGUUCACUUCCUGCUUUCCUAAUAUAUUUUUUUUGUUUUACUUUAUUAAUUUUUUAUUUUUUAUUAA